GCUUGAGCCUGGAAAAUCCAAACCACCAAACACCAUCGCCUGACACAUCGCAUUUCCAGUCUAUCCCGACCCUUUUCACAGUCCGUCUCCUGUGCUUUUUGCAUCCACAAAUUCAAGCGAAUCUACUCCUGUCGCGCACCAUUACAAGCUCGGCUCGAUUGGUAUCGAGACCGCCAAACACGAUCCCGUCCCCGGCAUUAGUUCCCCACGCGGACAGAACCAACUUCCCGAAUCCAUGAUUUUCCCGAAAGCCGCUCCGCCUUUAUGAAACCAAAAGAAGAUGGCCCGGAUCCGGGCGCCAUACCUAGUGAAAUGGAAGGAAAAGGCAGCGCAGUCCCCGACCUCGGAGAGACGAAACCUUCCCCAUCGCCGAACCCACCAGGCGCAAACGACGACGACGUGAGCCUGACAACAAAGAUAUUCAGCUUCCUUGCGACCGCGACACCCGGAACCCUCGGUGGUGUCGCGGUGGGUCUGGCCGCGACCACAUACCUGGUCCUGGGUAGGCUCGGUCUCGUUCUGAUCGGCGCAUUCGGCGGCAUCGUGUCCUUCAUACAAUGGGAGCAGCGCAGUGCCGAAGUGGUACGGGCGGUCAAAGGAGAAAGGGGGCUGGACAUUUUGGCCCGACUCUUGGCGGCGAACAAUACCUCCGAGAACGCGUCCCUCGAGGAACAGAACGCCGCUGAUGCCGAAAGCAGCGCGUUGGUGCGCUCGUUCGACGACCUGCCGCCCGAGACGCGUAAGGCUAUGAAUGAGCUUGUUGAGGCCGUCAUCGAUAACUACGUCAAGUGGUGGUACUCGCCUAUCGUGCCCUCGGACAAGUUCUUCCCCGUGGCCUGCCGCAAGACGCUGACGACAUUCUUGACUUCUGUAUCCAACCGUCUCCGCAGGAAACGUCCCACCGACGCCUUCCUCGACUUCUUGACCAAUUCUUCUUCCAUCCUUGUCGUUUUCAUGUCCGAGCUCUCCAACGCCUUCUCUGAGCUGCCGCCCGAUUCGAAAAUGACGGCUGCAGAUGCCGUCUACAACUAUCUUGCCUCGCACCCCGAGUCCAACCUGUCCACGCUCCUGAAUCAGAAGCAGCAAGCGGGCAAAUUCCGCAUGGCUGCCGAUGACCUACUUGGCUUUCUUGACCGCGCGACCUACGAGUGCGAUCCUGCCAGGAUCUUUCUGCGAGAGGUUCUGGCUGGUGUGAUUCUCGAGAUGACACUUCAAUCCUGUUCCAAGGCGGAAUGGAUCAAUUCCUGGAUUGUCUACCUGCUCGAAUCGGGAGAGCCGGACAUCAGCCAAGCCAUUGACGUGGGCAUGCAGACGGGACCCGGGGCUGACGUAGCAUUUGCCGAUUUGGACGGAAACGUGGGUAAUAUCGGGCUCACCAAGGGCAACAGGAGUUCGUUUGAGUAUGAAAGGGUUCGCAGGAAGGAGUCUUUGGCCCACAAGAAGAAGCUAAGCAAGGCUGAAGAGGAAAUGGAGCUUGCCCUAGAGGAGAUGAAGCGCCUCAAUCAGAUGAUUUGCCAGGAGAAAGCCGCUAGGGAGGAGACGGAACAACGAAGCUUGCGGUCGGACACGAAAGGGAGCACAGCAGAGGCUUCUGAGCAGCUCUCUGAGGGCCCCAGUCCCCGCGGGAACGAGCCGGACACUCGGAAAGACCAAGCUGAAAGGCCGCGCCAGUCCCAACGCCUGGACACGUUUUCCGAGACCGCCAAACGGACGAGCAGCGAUGACUCGUCAGGUAGGAAUGAGGCCAUUCACACUCCAGCCACACCACUUUCCGGAGUGACACCUCCGUCGAGCCAGGACUCAUCUCCGCCAGCAAACACGGGGUCUCAUUUCACAAGUUUUGAUCAGAUUGUGCCCCCCGCUCGAGACGAACCGGAAACCGAGGCAAAGCAGCCUCCGAAACCACGUCCCUUGACAUUGCACAAUGCAGCCAUCACCGUUCUGGACGAGCCGGGCGAUGGCCGGAUCAGGACAAAGCCUGCCUGGGACUAUCUGGUUCAAAUCGAGCCGGCGACGACAGUAUAUCCUGGGUGGAUGAUCAUCAGGAAGUACAGCGAUUUCGAGACGCUCCACGAGAUCCUGAGGCGAAUCGCGGCCAUCUCCGGCGCAACGAUUUUCACGGAGCAGCACGGCACGCUCCCGUCCUGGAAGGGUCAUACUCGAACAUCGUUGCGUGCCGAACUGGAACGUUACCUGCGCGAUGCCUGUGGGCAUCAAAGCCUGGCAGAAAGCGAGGGGCUGAAGAAGUUCCUUGAGCGGGACCAUGGCCACAUCCCCAACGCGCCGAAGACGGGCUUUCAGGCGUUUGAGAAGCUGGGCAAGAACGUCCUGGACGUCCUGACGAGCGCCCCGCUGGAGGGCUCCAAGGCGGUGGUCGGCGGCGUUACUGGUGUGCUGGGGAACAUGGGCCUGGGCCAGCGAAAGCCGGCGCCCUCUGCUCCGCCGCCACCGCCAUCGGCCUUGCAAGAUGUGACAGCAGCUAGUCGCCUGUCCAUCUCGGCCCUGCCCCGGGCGGACAGCAGUGCUUCUCUCAGCGGGAUGCGCAAGGGAGCGCGGGACAGCAUGGAUAGCCAGCGUUCGUCCGUCGUGGCUUUGCAGCCGGGCAAAGUGCCACCUAUGGAGCGCCGCCCCAGCUACAACUCGCAAGGCGAGGCGGAACCUGAAAAUCCACGGCUUUCCGGGGUCUCGGGCAGGAGCAGUCGGGAACACAGCCGGCCAUCAAGCCGAGCACCGAGCCGCGCACCGCCAACGCGGUCGCCAUCCAGCCUUAGCUUUGACGGAUUCCGCUUACCUCCGCCGCCCGAUAUGAUUGCCGACGACUACGAGUUCCCCGUCAGCCCGUCGAACAACACGCGACCCCACGACUUCUCUCACGCCCGCUCCUUAACCAUGCCCUCGAUCAACAGCCAGCAACGGCUCAACGGCCCGCCGCUGAAGGGCGUCAAGCAGCAUUCGAAACUCUCGGAGCAGGAGACGCGCGUCGCGGUCGAGCUCCUCUUCGCCGUCAUCAACGAGCUGUACACGCUCUCGUCGGCGUGGAACAUACGGCGCACGCUGCUCGCGGCGGCCAAGUCGUUCCUCCUGCGGCCGGGCAACCCGUCGCUGCUGUCGAUCCAGUCGCUGAUCCAGUCGUCGGUGCUCGACGCCAACACGACGGACGGCGGCAUCGCGGCGCAUCUGAGAAAACUCAGGGAGAACGCGCUGCCGACCGAGCAGGAGCGCGCGGGCUGGCCGGCCGACAUGACGCCGGAGGAGAAGGAGAAUCUGAGGGUCAGGGCAAGGAAGCUGCUCAUCGAGAGCGGCGUGCCGGCGGCCCUGAUGGGCGUCAUGGGCCAGGCGGCCACGUCGGAGGCGCUCGGCCGGCUGUUUGACUGUCUCCAGAUCGAGGAGGUUGCGAGGGGUCUGAUGUUUGGGGUGAUUCUCCAAGCUGUGAGAACGGUUACGCAUUGAUGGGGCCUUAACGAUUGUCUUCUAAACUUGUGCACGACGUUUGAGGCACAGGGAGGUUUUCGGUGUAUGAAUGGGAUUCUUCAAAUGGCCGGGGCCAGCAGACGUGUUGUAUCUCGCUGUGCGAAGGAGCACUAUCGGCUGGCUGAAUGUUGUAAUGAUCUAAAGACUUUUUGUAAUGGGGAUUGGCUACGAAUAGAUCAUCGCAAUCAUUAAC
Molecule: messenger RNA, 3664 nt
Organism: Parathielavia appendiculata
Lineage: Eukaryota; Fungi; Ascomycota; Sordariomycetes; Sordariales; Chaetomiaceae
Exons: 1
Coding region: 313-3450 (1045 amino acids)
Cellular component (GO): intracellular membrane-bounded organelle
Molecular function (GO): phosphatidylinositol binding
Source: RefSeq, a predicted model, not a curated record